AUGCUAUGGGAGUUACGGUAUGUGCAUCCUGACUAUCACAAACUGCUCGAAGAAGAAGUCGAAGUGAAGCAAGCAUGCCCAGAUGUGUACGACUAUCCACUUGUAUCGGAAAGAUUCUGCAAAGAAAUCAUUGAAGAAAUGGAGCAUUUCGGUAAAUGGAGCGACGGAAGUAACAAGGAUGAACGGAUAGCUGGUGGAUAUGAAAACGUCCCAACGAGAGAUAUUCAUAUGAAUCAGAUUGGAUUCGAACGUCAUUGGUUGUUCUUCAUGGAUGAGUACGUGAGACCAAUGCAAGAGAAAGUGUUCAUCGGCUAUUAUCAUAAGCCCAUUGAAUCGAAUAUGAUGUUUGUGGUACGAUAUCGACCAGAUGAGCAGUCUUCCCUACGACCUCAUCACGACGCCAGCACGUUUAGGUAUGCCCUAACUUCUGUUGAAUUGACAUUUUUGGACAUGAUAUCACCAGAAGGGUCAUACACAUUCAUUUUUCUCCUUAUAAACGCUUAA
Molecule: messenger RNA, 504 nt
Organism: Angiostrongylus costaricensis
Lineage: Eukaryota; Metazoa; Nematoda; Chromadorea; Rhabditida; Metastrongylidae
Source: the annotation of a GenBank genome assembly